GAGGCGGGUGGAAGGAGGGAGGAGAAGGGCGGGGCGCGGAGGCCCUAAGCAAAGGACGAGACUCCAACUCUGACUUUUUCUGCCGCUCGCGGGUCAGGACUCUGAGGAGACACUGCUGGUCCAACUCACUCCUGGACCCGAGUCCACCCCUGGCCUGCUUCAACCCCUGGGGGAUCCAGGAGUUCAGGCCCCCAGCCUCCUCCCCGCGCAGACUCAAAGGGUCCGGGUUCCCGGCCCCUCUUCUCCAGCAUGCCCUGGAGUCUGGACUCAGCCCCCUUCUCCACCAGGAUCCGAGGGGGCUCAGCCGCCCCUGUCCCAACCUCCCGAAACAGCCAUCUCCUGACAACCCCCCAUCGCUGGCUUCCACGUAGCCAUGUCCCUCCUCCUGCUGGUGGUCUCUGCCCUUCACAUCCUCAUUCUCAUCCUGCUUUUCGUGGCCACUUUGGACAAGUCCUGGUGGACCCUCCCGGGGAAGGAGUCCCUGAAUCUCUGGUAUGACUGCACAUGGAACCAUGACAACAAAACGUGGGCCUGCAGUAACGUCAGCGAGAAUGGCUGGCUGAAGGCGGUCCAGGUCCUCAUGGUGCUGUCCCUCAUCCUCUGCUGUCUGUCCUUCAUCCUGUUCAUGUUCCAGCUCUACACCAUGCGGCGAGGGGGGCUAUUCUAUGCCACUGGCCUCUGCCAGCUUUGCACCAGCGUGGCCGUGUUUACGGGGGCGCUGAUCUACGCCAUUCACGCGGAGGAGAUCCUGGCGGAGCGCCCGGCGGGGGGCAGCUUCGGUUACUGCUUCGCCCUGGCUUGGGUGGCCUUCCCCCUCGCCCUGGCCAGCGGCGUCAUCUACAUCCACCUGCGGAAGCGGGAGUGAGGGCCCCGCGUCGCCCUGCAGCCCCCUGCCCGCUCCCGGACCCUCGGUCCCACCCCGAAGCCCCGGCCCCGCCGCGUCCUCCAGAAAAUAAAACCAAUAAACCGUUUAACCGCC
This is a messenger RNA of Herpailurus yagouaroundi (jaguarundi), 979 nucleotides long. RefSeq names its product epithelial membrane protein 3 (MAM blood group) (gene EMP3). Gene Ontology annotation, cellular component: plasma membrane. The transcript is spliced from 5 exons. The coding region runs from base 374 to 865 and encodes 163 amino acids. The record is from RefSeq and is a predicted model, not a curated record. NCBI's taxonomy places the organism in Eukaryota, Metazoa, Chordata, Mammalia, Carnivora, Felidae.